This is a messenger RNA of Cajanus cajan (pigeon pea), 816 nucleotides long. RefSeq names its product profilin-1. NCBI's taxonomy places the organism in Eukaryota, Viridiplantae, Streptophyta, Magnoliopsida, Fabales, Fabaceae. The record is from RefSeq and is a predicted model, not a curated record. Gene Ontology annotation, molecular function: actin monomer binding. Gene Ontology annotation, cellular component: cell cortex.
AUUCCUCCGUAGUAUCAACGCAGCUACCAAGUUCCCAAUCCCAAUCCUCACCCAUUUUCGAUCACUGAAGCGAAGCGAAGAGAAGAAAAUCCGAAUCUGAAUCAUGUCGUGGCAAGCAUACGUCGAUGACCACCUUCUCUGCGAAAUUGAAGGCAACCGCCUCACCUCCGCCGCUAUCCUCGGCCAAGACGGCACCGUUUGGGCUCAGAGCUCCAACUUCCCUCAGUUCAAGCCUGAGGAAAUCUCUGCGAUCAUGAAUGAUUUUGAUGAGCCUGGAUCGCUUGCUCCAACUGGAUUGCAUCUCGGUGGCACCAAAUAUAUGGUUAUCCAAGGCGAGCCUGGCGCCGUCAUUCGAGGGAAGAAGGGUCCUGGUGGUGCUACUGUCAAGAAGACCAAUCUGGCCUUGAUCAUUGGCAUUUAUGACGAACCAAUGAGUCCAGGUCAAUGCAACAUCAUAGUUGAAAGGCUUGGUGAUUAUCUCAUUGAACAGGGUCUCUAAUCCUCGAUCUCUAUGUCUUGUUAUGGUGCAUAUUUCAUUGGCUUCUGUACAAGUUUUUGCAUCGACCUCGAAUGGAAUGCUUGAUUGCAGUGUAAUAAUAUUGUUGGGUAUCAAAAGUGACGGCAUGUGCGUGUUGCGAAGAAAGUGUUUUGGUUCUUGAGAAAUGAUGACUAUAAUUCUCUGUCGUUGGACUUUUUUAGUGGGGUACCUGUAUACAUUACAGUGGUUUUAAAUUUUAAUGUUAUGGUAUAAUGGUUCUCACAUUUAUCAGAAGUCGGCAGAUUCUUAUCUAGCUGGCAGAUAUGCCUUUAUAUUUA